This is a messenger RNA of Myotis lucifugus (little brown bat), 2943 nucleotides long. RefSeq names its product DDB1 and CUL4 associated factor 17 (gene DCAF17). Gene Ontology annotation, biological process: protein ubiquitination. The record is from RefSeq and is a predicted model, not a curated record. Gene Ontology annotation, cellular component: Cul4-RING E3 ubiquitin ligase complex. NCBI's taxonomy places the organism in Eukaryota, Metazoa, Chordata, Mammalia, Chiroptera, Vespertilionidae.
AGGCACCGGGAACUACAUUUCCCGAGCAGGGACCGGCGCCUGCAGGCUGCGUGUUACCGGGGCGACGCAGGCCGCAGCCGGGGCGAGGACCAGAGGGCGUUGGGGGGCAGCCCGUAAAGGGGGGCGCCUUUUCCUGCCCUGCUCUUGGUGAUCAGGCGGUGCCAUCUGUGUCUCCCGUGCCGCACUGCCCUGCGCCCCGCUGCACGGCCCCCGUGUUAGUUUUUCUUGGUCCCCGCAGGGAGUUGGGGCCUCGAGGUUCCGACGGAGCGGCCGUUGCUCCGCGCGGGGGUCUGGAUCGCGCCCCUCUCCGGCCCCGCGGCGGCCCGGCCCCUAUGGGCCCAACCCGGAAGCCCAACGUGUGCCGCCUGAGCCGCCGGGCGCUGGGCUUCUUCUCGAGCGACGCGGGCGCGGUGCAGAGGACGAACCUGGGCAUCCUGCGGGCGCUGGUGUGCCAGAAAAGUACAAAAUUUAAGAAUGUUUGGACUACUCAUUCCAAGUCACCUAUAGCCUAUGAAAGAGGAAGAAUAUAUUUUGAUAAUUAUCGGUGCUGUGUCAGCAGUGUUGCAUCAGAGCCAAGAAAACUUUAUGAAAUGCCAAAAUGCUCCAAAUCAGAAAAAAUAGAGGAUGCUUUAUUAUGGGAAUGCCCAGUGGGGGAAAUGCUGCCCAAUCCAUCAGAUUAUAAAUCCUCACUCAUAGCACUGACAGCCCAUAACUGGCUACUUCGUAUAUCAGCAAGUACGGGAAAAGUCCUUGAGAAAAUAUAUCUUGCUUCGUAUUGCAAAUUCAGAUACUUGAGCUGGGACACUCCUCAAGAAGUCAUUGCAGUCAAGUCAGCUCAGAACAAAGGCUCAGCAUUGACCCGGCAGGCAGGCCUUCCACAGCCUGUUUUGCUGUACCUUGCAGUGUUCCAUGUUCUACCUUUUUCACUCAUAGGGAUUCUGGAGAUCAACAAAAAGAUUUUCGGGAACGUUACAGAUGCUACCUUAUCUCAUGGAAUACUGAUUGUGAUGUACGGCUCAGGACUGGUCAGACUCUAUAGCUUCCAAGCCAUCACUGAACAGUUCAUGCAACAGAAACUUGACUUAGGGUGUGCAUGCAGAUGGGGUGGGACUGCUGGAACUGUGGGAGAGGCUCCUUUUGGCAUUCCUUGUAAUAUUAAACUCACAGACACGCCACCACCGCUCUUUGAGGUGUCCUCCCUGGAGAACGCCUUUCAGAUUGGAGGCCACCCUUGGCACUACAUCAUCACACCUAAUAAGAAGAAGCAGAAGGGAGUUUUCCAUAUUUGUGCCCUUAAAGACAACUCCUUGGCUAAAAAUGGGAUCCAAGAAAUGGAAUGUUGUUCUCUAGAAUCUGACUGGAUCUAUUUUCAUCCUGAUGCUUCUGGAAGAAUAAUACAUGUUGGCCCAAAUCAGGUCAAAAAUAAAAAUGCAAAUUAUCUACAGGCAUAUCUCAGAAAUAUUGCAUGUUCGGUUCCAGAUGACAGCAAUAAAGCAAGUAUUGCAAUAAAAGUUUUAAAGCUAAAUGAAAUAGAAAAUAAUAGUGGCCAGCAUCAGGUCUCUGAAGAUUUUGUCAUAUUGGCCAACAGAGAGAACAAAAAUGAAAACUUACCCACUGUUACUGCAUCUGGACGGGUGGUUAAAAAAAAAUUUAAUCUUCUGGAUGAUGACCCAGAACAAGAGACUUUCAAAAUUGUGGACUAUGAAGAUGAAUUGGAUUUGCUUUCUGUGGUAGCUGUUACUCAAAUAGAUGCCGAAGGAAAAGCUCACCUUGAUUUCCACUGUAAUGAAUAUGGAACUUUACUUAAAAGCAUUCCACUGGUGGAGUCAUGGGAUGUGACAUACAGCCACGAAGUCUACUUUGACAGAGACUUGGUCCUACACAUAGAACAGAAACCCAGCAGGGUCUUUAGCUGCUAUGUUUACCAGAUGGUGUGUGACCCUGGGGAAGAAGAAGAAACCACAAACAGAAGUUGAGAAAAAGAGGAAUACAUUGCUCACCAAGGAACCCUGUUUCCUUUCGUGAAGACCAACAUUGGAGAACAAACCUGGUUCCUACGGGCACACGCCUGACUGUUCCACAUGACUUGGUGGAGCUGGACGACAUGACCCCAGAGAAGAGGCUCCGUAAAACAUUGUAAUAAAUAAUACGACUGUUUUCUUUAAAGGCUGUGUUCAUGUUAUUUCUAAAUCAGGGAAAUUUCUGCUCUAAUAUGAAAGCAUAUUAAACAAGCUGUACCCUUUCCCCAAUAACUAUAUUGGAUCUCAAUGUGAUUUUAAAUUUAGUUUUCCUUAUUAACUAAUGGUAAGCACAUUCUCAUGUGUUUAUUUUCCAUGUGUAAAUUUUACAUUUUUUUAACAAACUAGAGGCCCAGCGCAUGAAAUUUGUGUGCAGAUAUGGUCCCCAGGCCUGGCCUGAGAUCAGGGCCAUGCCCCCAGCUUUGUCAGGAAGGAUGUCCAGAAGAUGUCUGGCCUAAUUAGCAUAUUACCCUUUUAUUAGUAUAGAUUUAUUGAGGCAUAUGGACAUACAAUAAAAUGAACAUAUUUAAAGUGUACAAUUUGGUAAGUUUUGACAUGUAAACAUCACUAUAAUCAAAAUAACAAAUAUAUCCAUUACCCCAAAGAGUUUUCCCUCCCUCCUGCCCCUCUCUCCUCUUUCUAAGGCAACCACUGCUCUGUGUCUGUCAUUUUAGGUUAGUUUGAGUUUUCUAGAAUUUUAUAUAAGUGGAAUCACACAGUAAAUACUUUUCAGUGGGCUUCUUUCACUCAGUAUAGUUGUUUUGAGAUCAUCUGUGUUGCAUGUACCAAUAGCUCAUUUCUUUUUAUUCCUUAGUAGCACUCCAUUGCUUGUAUAUGACCACAAUUUAAUGCCUUUACCUGUUAAUGUUCAUUUGGGUUGUUUCCAUUUUUUGGCUACUACAAAUAAAGCUCUUACAAACAUUUA